GGAAUAUUUUGACACAGUUGAAUGAAUCGAUUGGUAGACGGAAGCGGGGUAGUGAAAUGAAGAAAUCGGGAACGACGUCUUCAUCGGUGGCGGUGGCGGUGGAAGGACAGAAGCGUGGGAAGUGGGGAUACAUUUGGCCACUGUGGGCGACGUUGUUGCUCCACCUCGUUGCCAUUCUCCUUUUCACGGCCGGUUUUCUCCUAACCCGAACCGAGCUUCCAUACCACAGUCAUUGUUCGGACGUGUCAAGCUCCCCUUGCUUCUCUUCCGACAACGGAUCUUGCUGGACUAAACCCGCAGUCAACCGUCUUGUCCUCAUCGUUCUUGAUGCUCUCAGGUUUGAUUUCGUGGUUCCCAGUGCCUUCUUCGCAGAGUCGAAACCGUGGAUGGAUAAAUUGCCAGUUUUGAAGAAUGCGGCGUCGACGCGACCGUUGUCUGCAAGGAUUUUCAAAGCCAUUGCUGAUCCGCCUACCACAAGUUUGCAGCGCUUGAAGGGUUUGACAACUGGUGGACUUCCGACUUUCGUCGAUGUUGGUAAUAGCUUUGGUGCCCCGGCAAUUGUCGAAGAUAAUUUUAUAAAUCAGUUGGUUCAAAAUGGAAAGAAAGUUGUCAUGAUGGGGGAUGAUACGUGGACUCAGUUAUUUCCUCAUCAUUUUGAAAGAUCUUAUCCAUACCCGUCUUUUAACGUCAAAGAUCUUCAUACGGUUGACAAUGGGUGCAUUGAUCACCUAUUACCAUCCUUAUAUGAAGAAGAUUGGGAUGUUCUUAUUGCCCAUUUUCUUGGAGUGGAUCAUGCAGGACACAUAUUUGGUGUUGACUCUACCCCAAUGAUAGAAAAGUUGGAGCAAUACAAUACCAUCUUAGAGAGAGUUAUUGAAGUUCUGGAAAAUCAGUCUGGACCUGGGAGCUCACAUGAAAAUACUUUGCUUGUGGUCAUGGGUGACCAUGGACAAACAUUAAAUGGUGAUCAUGGUGGUGGGAGUGCUGAAGAGGUUGAAACUGCCCUUUUUGCCAUGAGUUUUAAGAAGCCUCUUUCUUCUGUACCUGCAGAAUAUGAUUCUUGUUCUUGUCAACAGGAUCUGGAUGGGAAGAAUGUUUGUUUCAGCUCCAUGCAGCAGCUAGACUUUGCAGUAACAAUCUCAGCAUUGCUUGGCGUACCUUUCCCAUAUGGAAGCAUUGGUUAUAUCAAUCCCGAAUUAUACGCUUUGGGAGCAGAUAGUUGGAAUUCUAAUGCCUCUCAAAAGCUGUCAGAAUCAGAUGUCUGGAUGCAUAAUUAUGCUAAUGCGCUGUGCAUAAAUUCUUGGCAGGUGAAGAGAUAUGUAGAUGCUUACUCAGCUUCAUCAGCAGUUGGAUUUUCUCGUGAUGACUUAUCACGAAUAGCAAACAUCUAUGCUGCAGCGGAGAAUCAUUGGUCACAGUCCACCAAAAAGCUUCUGCUUGAUAGACAAAAUGACAGCAAUACAUCAGUGUCUGCACUUAAGAAGCAAAUUGAAGCAUACUUCAAGUUCCUAACAGCAGUCACUGAAUUAGCUCGGUCUAAAUGGACUGAAUUUGAUUUGAAUAUGAUGGGAGUUGGCAUUGGAAUCAUGUUAAUAUCACUUAUAUUUCAAGUUUUUACCAUUUUAAGGACAACCAAGGAGCAUGAUGGGACAUUUUCAUCGUAUGGAGAUUCGUGGAUUGGCAAUGCCUCAAUUCUUACAAUCUUUUUACUGGGCAUUCGUGCAUUCAGUUUCCUUUCAAACAGUUAUAUCUUGGAGGAAGGGAAAGUAGCGAAUUUUCUUUUGAGCACAUCUGGAAUUGUGACAUUACGCCAAUCAGUUAACAUGGGAAAGCUGUUUAUAGAAAGCAUUGGGUUUCUUAUUUUGAGCACAUUUUGCCGAUUUGCAAUUGAAGUUGGGCUGUCCAAGCAGGCUGCCACAUCUGCUUUUAUGAAAGACUAUUCCUCAUGGAUCAUCAACAUAGCCUCAGGUUUACCUGUUUGGGACUAUGCAGCUGAAGUUGUCCCAAUACUUGUUCUGAUUAUGUUGGCAGCUUGGCUGUACAAGGCCACCAGUGGCUGCUUCUUUGAUUGGCCAUGGAAGUUUGUCAUACUGGGCACUAUAUUAAGUUAUAUGCUAAUAAUUGCUCAUUGGAUCACAGACAGUAAUAGAUUUGAUGGCGCAUUGAUACCUCAAAGCAUUGGAAGAACUUAUAUUCCUAGAAUCAUUUAUGCUAUUGCUUUGGGGCAGUUAUUUUUUCUGACAUUUGGUCAAUUAUUUAAGAAAAGCGAUUUAGAUUGCAAAACAAAUUUAGUUGCAAAAACAACAUCCAUGUUAUCUGCGUGGAGUUCAACUGUCAUUCUUCUCUCAGGAAAACAGGGUCCCAUUGUUGCUUUUGCGUCCAUGGUUGGAGGUUGUUUUAUUAUGAAGUUUGUUAACAUAGAAGGUGGUAAGGAUGGACCUCAGAGAAGUUUUUCUAUCAUGCAAUGGAGCCUCUUUGCUACGUGUCUUUUCUUCUGUAGUGGUCACUGGUGUGCAUUUGAUGGUCUCCGCUACGGUGCUGCAUUUAUAGGGUUUGAAGAAUUUGUGCUUGUUCGCCAAGCAAUCCUCCUUACUAUUGAUACAUUUGGCUUUUCUAUCAUUCUUCCAGUUUUUGGACUCCCGUUUCUUGUAGCAAUCAAGUUCCAGGCUAAUCUCGGAAGGCAUUUUGUUUUCACACAAUUGUCUCAAAUAUACACAACAUAUGGGCUCAUAACAGCAAUUACGACCACUUUCACGAUACUAUGUGUCACAAUCCAAAGGCGGCAUCUGAUGGUUUGGGGUUUGUUUGCUCCGAAGUUUGUUUUCGACGUGUUCAAUCUUAUUUUGACGGAUGCAUUAAUUUGUUUGGCCUCAAUUUACUAUUUUGAUGAAGGGAGGGAUGAUCCAGAACUGAAAUCACCAGUUCGCUGAAUAGCAUACGUAUACUAUCCAUUUACAUUUUUUUGUUUAUGUUUCUCACAAUUUGAGCUUUUACCUUUUAUUACAAUAGUGAAACUGAAACAUACGGAACUUGCAGUCUUCCCCCUCCCGCUGAGCGAAUUUUGUCCACUAAUUAUGUAAUAUAGAAAUAUUUGCAACUUAAAUUGAUUUUUUCUUACCCAAUCAA
This is a messenger RNA of Vigna angularis (adzuki bean), 3126 nucleotides long. RefSeq names its product GPI ethanolamine phosphate transferase 3. The transcript is spliced from 20 exons. The coding region runs from base 57 to 2930 and encodes 957 amino acids. The record is from RefSeq and is a predicted model, not a curated record. Gene Ontology annotation, molecular function: mannose-ethanolamine phosphotransferase activity. Lineage: Eukaryota; Viridiplantae; Streptophyta; Magnoliopsida; Fabales; Fabaceae. Gene Ontology annotation, biological process: GPI anchor biosynthetic process. Gene Ontology annotation, cellular component: endoplasmic reticulum membrane.